This is a messenger RNA of Vollenhovia emeryi, 2411 nucleotides long. It is a transcript of the gene Rexo5, whose product is annotated as RNA exonuclease 1-like. Gene Ontology annotation, cellular component: nucleus. The record is from RefSeq and is a predicted model, not a curated record. The transcript is spliced from 10 exons. The coding region runs from base 215 to 2275 and encodes 686 amino acids. Gene Ontology annotation, molecular function: nucleic acid binding; exonuclease activity. NCBI's taxonomy places the organism in Eukaryota, Metazoa, Arthropoda, Insecta, Hymenoptera, Formicidae.
UGCGUAUCAUGCGCAAAACGGAACGCACCUUUGGACUGCUUUUUUCUGCGCCAGCAUGCGUUUUUAACCUAAAAAUCAUGUGUUUUAUGGCAUUUACAUAUGUAUUCGAGUAAUUAUGCCAUACUAUUGUUGUUAAUAUAUAGAUAAAUUAGAAUAAUGCUGAACUUUCUAAUCAGUUUAUAAAUUGUUUACCAUUCUUAUAAAGUGAUAAAUCAUGAAGGAGCUUACAACAAAACAAUUACAACGAUUAGAAAAGAAGAAGGCAAAGAUGGCAGCAUUUUUAGAAAUUGCGAGGCUCAAUGAUAAAGAUAAGGAAGCAAAACUGCAGACUUUAAAGCAGACGGCAAUUGUCACUGAUGGACACAGUCCAACUGAUAGUAAUUUGCUAGAAGACAGCUCUACUCGUAAACGAUCUUGUGAGAAAGAUUUAGAUGAUACAUGUUCAGAGGCAUGCAAGGGAGAAAAUAUUUCUAGUGACACAAAAUUAGAGGAUAAUAAAAAACCGAGAUUAAGCGAUAUAAACCAAUAUGCAAGCUUGAAGGAGGAACUCAGGAGACGUAAGAAGAGGCUUAAAGCAAUUCCAAGACUCACUCUUAAAGCGGUUGGCGAGAAUGCUACUCUGGAUGUUCAAAACGUAGGAAAGAGGAUACCAAUAUUUCUCAGCGAUGUACAACAUCUUCUGUUAUAUUCACUGCUCGGCCAUCAUUCACCCUACUUGCCAGCGAGAUGGUGUCAACUUGAGAAGUAUAACAAAGUAAGCCACACUGUAGUCCUGGUGCUUGAAGGCUUGUCUUCGUAUCAUUACACGGCUUAUGAGAGCAUGUUCCCGCACAUAGUAAAUAACUUAAAGCAUCGUUUAGAGGUAAUAACACCUGCUGUCUACGGAGCAUCCAUAACAGAAGAGCUAGCAGCUGUUCCUUUAACAGGAACUCAAAGUGAUAAAUUAAUUAAACGAUACGGUUCCUUAGAAACUGCUCUGCAAACAAACGGAAAUGUUAUAAAAUUGCUGAGAAGCGUCUUUCCGAUGCACUCGAUAAACGGUGACGAGAAAUUGCCUACGAAGGACAGCUUCGACGGAGAUUUGCCAUCGACUGAUAAAUUUUCUAGAACGAAACUGCUCUUGUCGUUAUGGCAAAUGGUGGAGGAAAACUAUCCUGUACCUCUAAGAGGAACGUUAGCAGAAAGAUACGGUUCGUAUAUAUUAACAAAAGAUGUUUAUAAAGAGGCCACGUCAACAUCGCCGAUGUUCGGUUUAGAUUGCGAAAUGUGCCUGACAACAAGCGGCAAUUUGGAACUCACUAGAAUAAGUGUUGUUGACGAGAGCAUGAAGGUCAUUUAUGACAGUUUGGUGAAACCGGAGAACGCAAUAACAAAUUAUCUGACUCGGUACAGCGGCAUUACUGAGGAUAUGUUGGACGACGUCACGGUAACGUUGCACGACGUUCAACAGACGCUGAGAACGUUACUUCCUGCGGAUGCGAUUCUUGUAGGACAAAGCCUGAAUUCAGAUUUGCACACGUUAAAAAUGAUGCAUCCCUACAUCAUCGAUACCUCCGUAAUAUUCAAUCUUACUGGAGAUAGAUAUAGGAAAACGAAACUGCAGAUUUUGGCACGUGAAUUCCUCGGGGAACGCAUUCAAGACAGUAAAGCCGGACACUGCUCGGCCGAGGACUCGAAGGCUUCCAUGAAAUUAGUAAAGUUGAAAUUAGCGAACAGCGUGGAUUACGGAGACGCCGUGCUGCUCGGCGAUCGCAGCAUGAGAGUCUUGAAAAUGGAAACUGGCAACGAGAGAACGAAGCGAACAUUGCAAAGUACAGAAAUAAAGAAAUACGCCACAUCGAUAUUUAGUCACAUAACGAAAAAUAAAGGUGCCACCGCCGCUAUCGUGGGCGAUGAUGAGGUGAUGUCCGAAUAUUCCAAAUAUUUAACGAACUCGUCUCUCAAUGUCAUGGACGACGAAAGUUUUGCGAAGGAUGAUCAAGUACGUCUUGUGAUAGCAGACAACGAUAAACACGCCGUAGAUCGGACUUCGGAAAUCGUGAUGGAGCAUGAUUUUGUACUGUGCCAUGUGAAACUCAGGGAAGAACAACUGAAAGACGAACAGCUAGAAGAAACAUUUCGUACUGUGAAUGAAUGGAUUUAUAAAAUUUGGCAAUAUAGCGCGAUAAAUAGUCUCGCAUGCGUGAUAUUCAGUGGGCAAAAUAAUACUGCGAAUGGUUCAUGUUUCUUGAAUAUCAAGACAGAGGUGUCGCCAGACAUUGUUUUACGAGCUUGAAAGAAUUUUGAAAUUACCGAAUCAUCUUGUGAAUUAUAUAUGAAGGAAAUAAACUAAUUUUGUUAAUAUUGGAUACAGCAUCUGAAAGAAACCACGGCUGUAAUAGUUUAAAUAAAUAACAUACUUGUACAAAUAA